UUGUUUUUAUAAUAUUCAUAAUUUUAAUUCUUCCAAAAAAACUUGAUUAGAUUUGAUUCAAUCUAAUUCAAUUUUUAUUAAAAAUUUAAAUUUAAACCUAAAUCUAAAUCUAAAUUCAAUUUUAUUUCUCAAUUUUUUGAUUAAUGCUAUUCCUAUUUAUCCAAUUCUCCCUUAAGUUUAUUCUCAAUUUAAUUUAUCUUAUUCUUUUUAUUUAUAAUUAUUUUGUAAACUCAUUUUUUAUUUCUUGUUCUCAUUUUGGCUUUCACUUUCAUUUCUACCUUUACUUUUUUUACUUUAUUCGUUUUUAUACUUCAAGCCCGAUAAAUCUUUUAUAUAAGUACCCAAAUUCUUUCUUUUUGUGUUGUUACCUAUCUUUUUUAAUUUUCUUUUCUUUUCUUUUCUUUUUAUUAUACCUCAUUAAAUCUCAUUACACCUUCUAUUAUUACUAGUUUAUAUAUACUCAAUAUACAUUCAUCAAAUAAAUACAUUACAUUUAAAAAACACUCAUAAAACAUCACAUCAAACAUCUUGAUUUCAAAUACCCAACACAAUUAUCAUCUAUUCUAAAUCUUCAGACAAAUU
Molecule: messenger RNA, 582 nt
Organism: Ascoidea rubescens DSM 1968
Lineage: Eukaryota; Fungi; Ascomycota; Saccharomycetes; Ascoideales; Ascoideaceae
Exons: 1
Coding region: 144-449 (101 amino acids)
Source: RefSeq, a predicted model, not a curated record